AUGUCAAAAAACGAAGCGGGCGGCAAGAAACGUAUCUUGCUGAAGCUCUUCCGCAAGAAGUCCACGCUGUCGCCGCCACCUCACAAGUCCCUGGUAUCUAGCAAUUCUGGCGUGUAUUUGGAUGACGAUUUCACUCUGAUCUUCAAUCAUGCUGACCAGCUGGCUGACGACCUCAAUCUGCACGAUUCCCUUGAUAUCUUAUCCAAUUACACUUUAGAUGAUUACCAUGACGACGAGUUUGACAGGAGUGGCGAGCAGGCCUUUCCGGUGCCUGAAGACUCUGCAGCAGGUAAUGUCCCCUGGGCCGGGCUUACCGGCGAGUCCAUGAUUUUUCCAAAGCGUAUCAAGAUCAAUAAGCGCAGCAAUAAGAGCCCGCGUAUGCUCAACAACUUAUUUCUAGCACAGGAACUUCGUUGCGGUGAGAAACGAGACGUUGAAAGCGUUCUCUCUGACGUAGAGCUGAGCAGCAUUGACCUUUCCGAAAACACGUCCGCCUCCUCCGAAAAUGAGUCCGCUUCCAUGCGAAGCAACGAGAUCUUGGUGAUGGAGUUUAGCAGGGACGGCAAAUACUUGGCUGCCGCCGGGCGUGACAGCAAGAUCUACAUCUGGCACGUCAUCUCGUCUCCCUUGUCUAGGCUCCAGUACAAGAGCCGUGAGGUCUCUCGGAAGCAAUCUUCCAAGCUGAAAGUGUUUCAAUACGCACCAGUUUUUCAGCAAGAACCCUACCUCGUAUUUGAAGGACACACAAAAUCGAUCUUGACAUUGGACUGGAGCAAGAACAAUUUCCUCAUAUCGGGUUCCAUGGACCGCACAGUCAAGCUUUGGAACGUGGAGCGCUCCGAAUGUUUGGAGACGUUCAAGCACGAUGACUUUGUCACAACUGUGAAGUUCCAUCCUAAUGAUGACAGAUUCUUCCUAAGUGGCUCGCUCGACAAUUAUGUCCGUUUGUGGUCUAUAUUAGACAAUUCCAUUGCAUACAGCAAAAACUUGGGCAACGAUGUGCUCAUUACCGCUUUAGCAUUCACCCCAGUUGGUAACAAUUGCAUAGUAGGGGGCUUCAAUGGUUCCCUCUUUGGCCUUGAAACACAGGGUCUUCAUGUCUUACACAGGGUUGAGCUCAAAGAACGCUCUCUCAGUAGCCCAUUCGGGCCAAAGCAUGGCAACAAAAUCACUGGUAUCAAGGUUUUUGAAAACGAGGCUGCCCCAGAGACCUCAGGUACUCAGUUUGCCAAAUGGAACUUACUCAUUACUACUAAUGAUUCAAAAUCAAGAUUGAUUGAUAUGCACAGAACCCGCUUACUCACCCGUUUCAAGGGAGCUACCAACACGAGUUCUUCUAUUGUCUCUUCCUUGAGUGAUGAUAAUCGCUUCAUUAUAAGUGGCUCUGAGGAUCACUGGUGUUACGUCUGGGAGAACAAUAAUUCGAUCAUCAACAACAAGUUAAAAAUUACCCUUAAAGAACUUUACAAUGAGGGUAAGCAAACUGUCAAUCAUACCCACAAAAAAGUCAACAAACUUCUCCAUGAUAACAAGAUCUGGAGAAAACUCAGUUUGCAACGCUUUCUUGAAGACAGUAGUGGCCAACAUUAUAUUCCUAACGAAAACAAUUCAUACGCAUGUUUCCAUGCUCAUCAUACGAAGGUCAAUUGUGCACUUUUUGCACCUGAAAACACCAGAAGACUUCUUGCAUUCUCCGACGAUAUCAUCUAUGAUUUGGUUAGAAGAGCACCACAACUAGACGAUUAUGGUAUUCUCGGCUCACGGAAAAAAGAGAUCGGCUACGCUGAGACAGUAGGUUUAGAUGCGGGCCACAUUAUCGUGACUUGCGAUCAGACCGGACUCAUCAAAAUCUUCCGUCAGGAUUCCGCGUACAACAUUCGCCGUGCCCUUGUCGAGUUUAGGAAAAGCAACAAAUUCAAGUGUCAUCCCUCUCAAAAACCUGAAACUACCCCCAACAAAGACAACUUGAAACUCGAUUUGAGUGGACUCAACAUGCGUUCCGUGAAGACAAGAAGUCGCAGUCCAGCAUUUGAGCACACUCCUUCCAUAAAAGCCAAAUUUCACUCCCAGUUGAGACUGAGACUGGGCACCUCAGCCUCACCAAGCCGGCCGCCACUUGGAUCCAAUAGGACGUCUGCUAGAACUAUUAAGGGUAAUCCUGAAGUCGUGACGGCUAGCUCACAAAUCAGCAUGAAAAAACUUCCCAAGUCUGGUGACUUACAUUCUAACUAUGUCACUUUACCAAUGAACCGCAAUGAUCAUGAAGACAUCCAAAGCUUAUCUGAUCAUCUGAUUUUCAGCGGUGACGAUGUGCUUACCCCUAGAUCGAUGUCGUUAACCAACGGUAAGCUGAACGAUAGAGGAAGAGGGUUAUCAAUGUCACAAGAAGCAACCAACUCUACUAAUCACACGGAGCUUCCUCGUUUUGUGACCUCAGUGCCUAACGAUGAAGGACUCCGCAGUCAGAUCAGCAAGUCAGACAGGGAAAGGUUUUAG
Molecule: messenger RNA, 2496 nt
Organism: Candidozyma duobushaemuli
Lineage: Eukaryota; Fungi; Ascomycota; Pichiomycetes; Serinales; Metschnikowiaceae
Exons: 2
Coding region: 1-2496 (831 amino acids)
Molecular function (GO): protein binding
Source: RefSeq, a predicted model, not a curated record